Messenger RNA from Brassica rapa (field mustard), 6184 nucleotides. RefSeq names its product serine/threonine-protein kinase D6PKL3. Lineage: Eukaryota; Viridiplantae; Streptophyta; Magnoliopsida; Brassicales; Brassicaceae. Gene Ontology annotation, molecular function: ATP binding; protein kinase activity. The record is from RefSeq and is a predicted model, not a curated record. Gene Ontology annotation, biological process: protein phosphorylation.
UAGAAUAUGUAUCUUUAAUGAACGGAGGGAGUACUAGGUAAUAAUCCGUACUUUGCACGGAAUAAGAUUAUUAAUUUUGUUAUUUCUUAAGAUAAAAAAAAUUAGGUUUAUUUAAUUUGGAUAUCACUUCGGUUUUAAGUUAGUUUUUGGUUUUUAAUCUACUAAAAUAUAACUACAAUUUUAAAUCAAUAUUUAAAAUGCUUGAGGUUUUUGAUUUUUUCGAUGAUAACCAAAAACUAUUAUUAUUUGUUUGGUUUCAUGUUAUAUGAACUUUAGACAGUCCUGAUGUCGAACCAAUGGUUUCAUAUUAUAAUUUCUAAAUGCAUGAAAAAUCAAAUCAAAUUUAGAUAAUAAUUGAAGAAAAAUAAAAAAAAUUAUUAAGACAAAUCAUUUCAUUACAAUUUGGUCGAUGGUGAAAUGAAACAUUGAAAAAAAUAUUCCAACUUCCAAGAGAAUUAGAAUCCUCACUUGUAGUGAAUAUUUAUUUAUAUAUGUGUUCACGUCAAUGUGCACAUGCACAUAGGACUGAGAAAAAAAUAUCCGUAAAUUUUGAUUUGACUUGUUAUCAUUUUCGUUUGAAACAGAAAAAUCCGGAUAUCUGUAGCUCUACGAAGAAAAACAAAUACUAAUAUGCAAUAUCCAUAAAAAUGAAGCAAAUCACAAAUACUAAUAUUUAAAAACGGAUAUCUGAUCUGAUCCAUUAUAUGCAUAUAUAUAUAUAUAUUUGAUGAAUUAGUUAUAUAAGUUAUAUAAAUAUUAUAUUUAAUAUAAGUCUUACAAUAUUAUUUACUAAAUUUAUUUAAUUAGUUAUUAGUAUUCAAAAAGUAAAUAAGUUUUUUUUUGUAGUAAAAUUUUAUUAUUUUAUAUUAUUUAGAUUUUUAUUUUAUUUUUAUGGAUCGAAUCAGAUACCAGUUAAAAAUCUAAUUUUUUUCAGAUAUAUGGGACAUCGAAUAUAUCCGGAAAGCUACGAAUUGAAUUGAAUCAAAUCGAAUAAUUGGUUAUUCGGACGAAACAGAUCGAAUCACAGUACCUCCAAAACCAUGAAUAUUUGAUUCGUGCCCACAUCUACAUGUAUAUAAAUAAAUAUAUAUAUAUAUAUAUAAAUGAUUGAUAAAUAUUUAAAUAUACCAUUAAUUAAAUUAAAAGAUAUUUUUUGUUCAAAAUAACACAUGAAAGAUAAAAAAAAAUUAAAAUAAAUAUCAAGUAGAAAUAAAAUUGGCAUAUACAUUAGUGAAUUUUUUGCAAAUAUUCAUUUUAUGUAGAAUAUUUUCAUAUAAUUCGUAGAAUCAUGCAUGUGAGUUUAUAUUGAAAAAACGUAAAAUGGUAUAUAAUAUGAACACAUUUAUGUAGAGUUUGGCUGAGAAACUUUCUACACGUGACACAUCAGCGUAUUCAUUCUGAAAUAGUUUUGAGACUGCCACGUGACGAACAUAAAGUGAACAUUAAAUGAUAAUUUUCUAUUUUCAUAUGUAAGGGAUUAAUUCAUCUGUUUUUAUAAAAGUUGUUUAUUUUCUUUCUUUAUUUUGACUAAAAAGUUGUAUAUUUUCUGUCUUUAAAAUAGUGUAGUUAAAUAUUUAAUCUAUCUUUUGUCAACAAUUGAUUAAUGCUAAUAUUUCAUUCAACAUGGUUAAGUUAAUGGAUUUUAGACGAUUAUCGUAAUCUUUCUAGAAAUGAAGAGGUUGAUGGGGAAGGAUUGUAGAUGCUGUACACAACCAUUUUUCUUUCUAAAACUUUUUUUGUAAAGCGAUUAUGUUUUCCUCUAAAACUUUAAUUUAUAACAAAAAAAAGUAAGAAAAUUUAUGAUAGUUCUAGAAAUCAAUUUUUACAGUUUUCAUUACUGUUUUUUAUGUCUUUGAAAUUAAAAUAAAUCUACAGUAAAAAUAAAAUAAAAUCACAACAAAAAAUUACAGCCUAAUUUAUAAAACAAACAACAUAAAGUUACAGUAUCAACCAAUCAUACACGAAGGAUGACAAAAAAAACAACCAUACACGAAGAAUAGUAUAAUAGUAUAAUUUUCUAACAAUAUUAUUAUUAUUUUUUAUCAACGCUGGUUCAAUGUACCAGCCGUCUCGAAAACUUAGGAGGACAUGUUUCGUGAUAUAAAUCACUCUUAACUAAAAUUCACCAACAAAGCUGCAUUGGUGCAAUUAAUAACUAAUGAUUAUGGCUCCAUGUAUAAUUAAUCUCAUUGAACAGAAAAUGUUAUCUGCAAAUCGAUAUCUGAAACCAAUAAUUUGUGAAAAUGGAUAACCCUUGUCUCGCAUAUGUUUCUAUACUACAGUACAUAAAUUCAUUUAUCUAUUUUCACUCACAAAUUACAUUAUCAGUUUAAAGAGUAAUCCAACAAAUUACAAUUUACAAGUCGUAAAAAAUGAAUUUCUAACAUCCAAAUCCAAUCAAUAAUUAUAUCCAAUGUAGUAAUUAGUGUCUUAUCCCAAUAUAAAAAUGCCAAAACUUAAGAAAAAGUGGACCAAUUAGUGAAUCAAAACAGCAUAUAUAUAAUAAAAACAAAUUAAAUGUUAAAGAAAAAAAUUGUUCUUUCAACAAAAAAAAUUCAAGUGGACCAAUUAGUGAAUCAAAACAGCAUAUAUAUAAUAAAAACAAAUUAAAUGUUAAAGAAAAAAAUUGUUCUUCAACAAUAAAAAUUCUUCAAUUUUAAUCUUUUUUUUUGUUAAAUAUGAACUAAAACAUUUUUCUUGAAUAUGUCAUAAACUUCAACCAUAACGGAAAUGAGCCGACCUAAUGUUCUUCUUCAGAUUGAUUUAUGAAUACUGAUAUGGAAUGAUAUUUCAUUCUGGGAGUUCAGAAAGUAAGUUUGAAUAUUAAGGAUUAAUGUAUCUGAAACAAAUAACAACAAAACUUGUGGCAAGAUAAAUAAGUUAUUCCUUCUAUUUAUUUUCUAACAUUCAAGUCACAAAACCGGGUGCAACGCAAAAAUAACAUAAGGAAGAAACCAUUUAAAUUCGAGUAAGGUUCCAUAUAAUCCGAUUAGUCAUUUAGUAACUGUGUAAGAGUGAUCGUGGUUGCGGGAGUCGCAAUCACUAGUCAUGCGUUCUUUGUUCUUGUUUUACUAACUUUUUAGUUAAAGCUUUUUCUAUGGGCUUGUUUUUCAAUCCUUUUUUUUUUAUUUUGCUAAACUUUUUGCUAUCUUUUUCGAACUUGUGGAUUAAAAUCCAUAUUCUGUAAUGUUGUUUAUGUUUAAUUUGAAAAACUUUAGCCAAAAUUUUUUUAUAAGAAUGAAGUCUACAUUUUGAAGGUGUUAAUAGAAUUCUAUGAUAUUUCAGAUUAUGACCUGAUUUUUUUUUGUGGGUUAAUCUAUACUUUCUACCUUGUUUGAUCCCUAAAGUUAUUUGUAUUCUGACAAAAUUCUUUGGCGCAUACGGCCAUCAAAACUGAAAUUUGCAUAUCCAUCAUACUUCUAUCAACUUUUGCCCUUUCUAAUACUAACACCAUGGUAAAUUUAACCUAUUAAACUUUUAAUGAUUAUUUACUAAUUACUGUUUCUAUAAACUGAACUUUAUACAUAUGAGCCUUUCAUAGGAUAGGAUUAUAGGAAUAUGGUGGUAAAGCGUGGCCCAACAGUCCUCUUGGUUCUUUUAAAAAUCUUUUAUGGAGCCACAAAAACUUAAAAAUGUAAUACCACAUUCAACCAAAAAUUGGAUUUAUUCACACUUUCAUAUAAAAAUAAAACUAUUCACAGUAAGAGACGUCAGUCAAUUUCAUUUUUAAAAAUUUUGAACUCAAGAUUCAUCGAAUAUGCCCAGAAUUAAUGUGGUGGCCCUAUGUGUUUACGAGACCCUACUAUUAAAUAGCUCAAACUUGAUAGCAUAGAAUAAACAAAUACACAACCGAGUGUAUAAUAUAAUCCACUAACUAGUGCUCAGAAGCGGCUCUCUACUUAAUUACAGUAGUUAGCCUUUUCCUAAACAAACAAUUACAACAAAACAAAGAAAAGAAAGCAAAGAAACAAGAAACAUUGCUUUAGAGGGAACAUCGCAAGAUCGAGAAGUGUAAAAAGUAUUAACUUUCCCAUUAAACGACGAACAGAUUUCUAUUUUCUUAUUAAUUUCUCCCCCUCUUGUCUUCGUCAUUCACCUGAAGAAAAAAACAGAGGAGAGAACGAGCAGAAGCAGCUCUAUACCUUUCUUUAAUCGUUUCUCUCUCUCUCUCUAUAAGACAUUGAUGGGAUCGGAUCUUGAAGACUAACUCGUCAACGAAGAAGAAACAUUCUCGAUCAACGUCAAAAAAAAAAGCAGCAUCGAACACCUUCAAUGGAUCCUUCAAUCGAUCACGCUUCUUCAUCUUCAAAACCAAGAAUCACUCAAGCUAAAUCCAAACCCUCCGUUACAUCACGUUCCAUCGACUCAAGAGCCACCAAGAAACAAGAACCGCCAUUAACAGCAACAGAAACUUCCCCUGAAGUUUACGAACAACACUCUGUUUCAUCUCACAUCACACAGAAGACGAAGCAUAAGAAGAAGAAACAACCCGAGCCUAGAUUCUACCCGAGCCCAACCAACACUUUCUACACAGCGCCGCUCUACACAGAAGCCAAGCAAAGCUUCAGCGACUGCGCGAGCACGCUCAACGUCGGAGGAAUCGAUCUCGAGAAGAUGGGUGUGUUGACGUACAGAGGAAGCACGGGGAGCGACGAGAGCAGCUCGAGCGGGUUGAGCAACAGCGCCGGUUACAAGCCUCACAGAGCUAACAACGACAAGCGUUGGGUCGCGAUCCAGGAGGUAAGGUCUCGGGUCGGGUCGUCUCUUGAGGCUAAAGACUUCAAGCUUGUGAAGCGGCUCGGAGGUGGUGACAUCGGGACUGUUUACUUAGCGGAGUUGAUAGGGACGGGAGAGACGUUCGCUGUGAAGGUUAUGGAGAAGGCGGCUAUUGCGGCGAGGAAGAAGCUCGUGAGGGCUCAGACGGAGAGGGAGAUACUACAGUCGUUGGAUCAUCCGUUCUUGCCUACUCUGUAUUCGCAUUUCGAAACGGAGAAUCAUUCGUGUCUGGUUAUGGAGUUUUGUCCCGGUGGUGAUUUGCAUUCUCUCCGGCAGAAACAGCCUGGAAAGUACUUCCCGGAACACGCUGCUAGAUUCUACGUUGCUGAGGUGCUUCUAGCGAUGGAGUAUCUACACAUGCUAGGGAUCAUAUACAGAGACCUUAAGCCAGAGAACGUGUUAGUACGUGAAGAUGGACACAUAAUGCUAUCAGACUUCGAUCUCUCCCUGAGAUGCUCAGUCUCUCCAACCCUAGUUCGAUUCGCAGCGACCACCACACUCGAAUCCAAACCCUCAAGCUACUGCAUCCAGCCGAGCUGCAUCGUCCAGCCAGACUGCAUCCAGCCAGUGUGUUUCACUCCACGGUUCUUGUCCAAAAGCAAGAACAAGAAGAAACUAAACGAGUCGGCGAGGCAAGUCAGACCACUCCCGGAGCUCAUGGCUGAACCAACAAGCGCACGGUCCAUGUCCUUCGUCGGAACACACGAGUACUUAGCGCCAGAGAUCAUCAAAGGAGAAGGGCACGGAAGCGCGGUUGACUGGUGGACGUUCGGGAUAUUCCUGUACGAGCUUCUGUUUGGUAAGACGCCGUUUAGAGGAGACGUGAACAGAGCGACGCUGUUCAACGUGGUUGGACAGCCGUUGAGGUUUCCGGAACAUCCUAGUGUGAGCUUUGCGGCUAGGGACUUGAUCAGAGGGUUGCUGGUGAAGGAGCCUCAGCAUAGGUUGGCUUACAGGAGGGGAGCUACUGAGAUUAAGCAGCAUCCUUUUUUUCAGAGUAUUAACUGGGCUUUGAUCAGAUGCACUAACCCACCUCAGGUUCCACAGCCGGUGAAGAUCAUGGAUAAUGCUCAGAGUCAAGGACAUGGUUGUAGCCGUAGUCAAGGAGAUGGUAAGCCGCCAACUGUUGUUGUGGAUGUGAAGCCUUCUGGUAAUUAUUUGGAGAUUGAUUUCUUCUGAUUUUGUCUGUCUUUCUCAUUCUUGAUUCUACGACGGCGUGUAUGUUAGUCAAGUGUAUAAUGAUUUUUUGCUUUUUGGAUUUGUCUAGACUUUGGUCUGAUGUGUGUUUUAUCUUACUGGAUGACUAUGUUUGUGUCUUCACAUUAUGGUGACGUUGUACAUAUUGGAAACAAGUUUCCUUUAAUCCAAGAAUGGAAAUGUUAAUUUGCUUGUCAAUCAAGUUUUAUUU